UGGAACGCACCGAACGCGACAGGAUGGCUGUUCGAAACGCCAGUUGUCGAAAUCGUAUGAUGAAGAACGCGGUCCUGACGGUACUCUGUUACUCAUGGCUGAACCUGUUCACGGAAGUGCUUACGAACGCCAGUUCCCUAUUCGAUCACUCGAAGGAUCCGAAGUUAAAGACCGAGAUCGUCCUGCCGGAGCAUUACGUGAAAGCAGAGAUCAGGCCACCGUCGAAACAGGGCAUGCCGGUGUUGGUCGACUUCAACAUCUUCGUGGCGGACAUCAACUCGAUUAACGUCGAGGACAUGGACUUCCGAGUGGACAUGUUAGUCCGUGAGAGUUGGAUAGAGUCUCGACUGGACAUGACAGAUGACAUCUUCGAGGAAGGUGAGGACUAUGUCACCCUGCCACCCGACUUCUUCGACAACUUAUGGCAACCGGACCUCUACUUCUUAAAUGCGAAAGUUUCUGAAAUUGCAGCACUGAACCACAAAUUCUCCUCGGUGACGCUAUACAGGAACAGGACUGUCAAGUAUUCGGCACGGAUGCACGCGAUUAUUGCCUGCCAGAUGGAAUUUCAACUGUAUCCAAUGGACAUUCAAAUAUGCCCUAUCUACAUAGAAAGCUUUUCCUAUCACCAACAGAAGUUACGCUUGAAAUGGGGUGUGGGAGGUGUCACUGUCAAUCCUCAGUUGAAGCUGUUGCAGUAUGAUAUUGGGAUACAGGUGGUCUCGGAGGAGACUGUAGACUACAUGCUGGAGAAAAGCGGGAAUUUCUCCAGAUUGGUGGUUUACUUCCGGUUUGAAAGGCAGAUAGGUCAUCAUCUGAUACAGACAUUUGCACCAUCGACGCUGGUAGUAAUGCUGUCUUGGUUCAGUUUUUGGCUAGGCUUGGAUGCCAUUCCUGGAAGAGUGGCCCUGCUUGUGACCAGCAUGCUCACCUUAGUAACCAUGUUCACCGGCCUCAAGAGCGACAUUCCGCCGGUCGCUUACGUGAAAGCGUUGGACGUUUGGAUGGCUGGCUGCAUGAUGUUCGUGUUCGCUGCCUUAGGUGAAUUUGUGGUGGUCAAGGUACUCGACUUGCAGCAUCAGUUGGAAUACGAUUUGCAAGCAUCAUUAAUGUCCAGGCAUUACCCAACGCGGCUGGUCACCAUGGAUAAAUACCAAAGCAUUUGGGACUACGAUUCGCCGUACAUUCCAAAAAUGAAAAAGAAAAAGGUUGGUAGCAGACAUCUGCUACAAUCUACAUGGUUGGAUUCAGAGUGUCAAAUGAUAAGAGUGCACAAAACGCGGUCGCAAGUAAUCGACACCUAUAGUAGAAUAGGCUUCCCCAUACUGUUUUUGUUGUUCUCCAUUUUGUACUGGCCAAUAUUGUUGCUUAAAAAAACCACGUAACACUAACAGGUAGAUCUAUGAAAAUUAUUAUUAGAAAAUUUUAUGAAGUCAAGUGAUUCAUUCCAUUGCAUGGUAUGUUAGGCACAGUAUUUCAUAAUUAUGGUAAAACCUAUGGUACAAAUAUAUUGUCUAGUUCAAUGGUAACACUGUAAGCAAGAAAACGCUUGUAAAUAUUUUAAUUAUGUAAAUAAUUACGCAUUUAAUUAUGUAAAUAAAAUCUGUAUGAAAUUAA
Molecule: messenger RNA, 1617 nt
Organism: Megalopta genalis
Lineage: Eukaryota; Metazoa; Arthropoda; Insecta; Hymenoptera; Halictidae
Gene: alka
Product: glycine receptor subunit alpha alkaliphile
Biological process (GO): monoatomic ion transmembrane transport
Cellular component (GO): membrane
Molecular function (GO): extracellular ligand-gated monoatomic ion channel activity; transmembrane signaling receptor activity
Source: RefSeq, a predicted model, not a curated record